CAGCAUCAGUUGCCAUAACUACAGCUCAAGUCUUUCGUUGACAUUUCACUUCAGUUAAAACUUAAUCACAACAUGAACUUCUGCAAGAUCUUCGUCUUUGUCGCCCUCAUCAUGGCCAUCAGUGUCGGACAAUCUGAGGCUGGAUGGCUCAAGAAACUCGGCAAGAGAAUUGAACGCAUUGGCCAGCACACUCGGGAUGCCACUAUCCAGACUCUGGGAAUUGCUCAACAAGCUGCAACUGUGGUUGCCACAGUAAAAGGAUAAUGCUAUACAUUUUGUAAUAUAGAAUCACAAUUAGAAUUUAUUAUAAUAUAUGUA
Messenger RNA from Drosophila albomicans, 318 nucleotides. Its product is annotated as cecropin-C-like. The coding region runs from base 73 to 264 and encodes 63 amino acids. The transcript is spliced from 2 exons. Gene Ontology annotation, biological process: defense response to Gram-positive bacterium; antibacterial humoral response; defense response to Gram-negative bacterium. The record is from RefSeq and is a predicted model, not a curated record. Gene Ontology annotation, cellular component: extracellular region. NCBI's taxonomy places the organism in Eukaryota, Metazoa, Arthropoda, Insecta, Diptera, Drosophilidae.